AUGGGGGCCAGAGCGCGACGUCCGCAGUCGCAAUCGCGCAAGCAAAAGAGCGCUGCGCCCUUGUCCGUCAAGACUGACCACGACACCAACGGUGAAAUCACCGCCAACCACAACGGCACCAUGAAUGGCGGCGUCGAGAUGCGGCGCAAAACCGCCAGCAAUGAUUCCGCCUCCCUCACCUCAAACUACAUGGCCCGCGAGUCUUUUUCCCUCGACGACCCCGUCCCCCGAACUCCGACCUCGAGCAACGCCGGCUUCUUCCAGCUGCCCCUCCAGGACCAGCGCAAUUUUAUGCUCCUCGUUCUGCUCUACUUUCUUCAGGGCAUCCCCAUGGGCCUCGCCAUGGGCUCCGUUCCCUUUCUCCUCAAAAACCACAUGUCCUACAGCGAGAUUGGCGUCUUCACCCUCGCCUCCUACCCCUACUCGCUAAAGCUCCUCUGGAGUCCCUUUGUCGACGCCGUCUGGAGCUCCAGGUUCGGUCGCCGCAAGACCUGGAUCGUUCCCAUACAGUUCGUCUCGGGAUUUGGCAUGCUCUGGCUCGGAAGACACGUCGAGUCCAUGAUGGCCACCACCGGCAAGCCUGGUGGCCCAACCGUCUGGGCCUUUAUGCUCUGGUGGUUUUUCCUCGUUCUCAUGUGCGCCACGCAGGACAUUGCUGUCGACGGCUGGGCUUUGACUCUGCUUACUCCCAGCAACGUUUCCUAUGCCUCGACUGCCCAAACCGUAGGUCUGACCGCCGGCCACUUCAUGUCCUAUACCGUCUUCCUCGCCCUCAACGCAUCCGAUUUUGCCAACAAAUGGUUCCGGACCGUUCCCUCCGACGAUGGUCUAGUAUCUCUUGCCGGCUACCUGACCUUUUGGGGCUGGAUGUACAUCAUUGUCACCAUUGGUCUCGGGUUCAUGAAGCGCGAGGAAAAGUCGCAAAACGAGGAGGGUGUCUGGGAAGUCUACAAGAUCAUGUGGGGAAUUCUUAAGCUGAAGAAUGUCCAGACCAUCAUCAUUGUCCACCUAAUCUCCAAAAUUGGCUUCCAGGCCAACGACGGCGUCACCAAUCUCAAGCUCCUCGACAAGGGUUUCGGCAAAGACAACAUGGCCCUGACGGUGCUGAUUGAUUUUCCCUUUGAAAUCGGCCUGGGCUAUUAUGCAGGCAUGUGGUCACAAAAGUACGGUGCCAUGAGACUUUGGGGCUGGGCUUUUGUCGGCCGUCUGGGUGCUGCUCUGUUUGCGCAGCUAACGGUAGCCAUCUUUCCCGCCCAAGGUGUCACGACCUGGUAUCUUGGCUCGGUCAUCCUCUCGCACAUUUUUUCAACCUUUACCAACACCAUCAUGUUUGUCGCCGUCUCUGCCUUUCACGCCAAGGUAUCGGAUCCCGUCAUUGGCGGCACCUACAUGACGCUCCUCGCCACCGUCUCGAACCUCGGAGGCACGUUCCCACGAUUCUUUGUCCUGCGCCUCGUCGACGUCUUCACGGUAGCCACCUGCCACCCCGGCAAGCAUAGCAGCAGCGCCAAGCUCAAGGGCCCGCUGGUGACGGAGGCGUUUUCCUGCGCCGUCCAGGCCGAAAAGGAGAGGUGUGAAAACGGCGGCGGUGUUUGCGAGAUGACGCGCGACGGGUUUCACUGGGUCAAUGUUUUAUGCGUACUUUUCGGCGCGGCCACGUUCUUUUGGUACAUCAAGCCCAAGGUGCGACAACUUCAGGCUCUGCCUCUGCGAGCGUGGAGGCUGUCACCCGGCAAGCAAUAG
Molecule: messenger RNA, 1743 nt
Organism: Beauveria bassiana ARSEF 2860
Lineage: Eukaryota; Fungi; Ascomycota; Sordariomycetes; Hypocreales; Cordycipitaceae
Product: acetyl-coenzyme A transporter 1
Exons: 1
Coding region: 1-1743 (580 amino acids)
Cellular component (GO): membrane
Molecular function (GO): acetyl-CoA transmembrane transporter activity
Source: RefSeq, a predicted model, not a curated record